AUGUGGAGGCGGACACCACGCCGCCCUCUGCCUCAAAGAAAAUCAAUCCUAGAAUUUGACAGCAAAGAUUCCGAUACGGGCCGAUAUUCCACGUUUUAUUGGAGGGAGAGAUCGAGACCAAACUCUCGCUCACCGAGUACCAAACCAACAGAAUCUCAUGCAGUGACCCAUAACCGAGCUCGAAGGUCACCUUAUCCGGAAGUAAAAUUCAGGGAUUCCAAUACUACACAUAUGUAUUCCACGCCACCAUACUUAGAUCAUUAUACAAAUCUAGAAACAGAUUACUCCAGAGACAAUACUAAGACGAGACCUUAUGAAUCUCAACAGGACACGUUUUUGAUGAACCCCACUCAGAUUCAAACACUCAUCCUUGGAGGACAUUCAUACACAGAAAAAUCAUAUAGAGUCAAAGUCGUGCUCCAAAGUACGACAAACGGUGUACCGUUAAGUCUUAAACUAUGGACGCGAAAAUUUAUAACCACUAUUUCUUCCAAUCCACGAUCGAAAAACGACCUAUCCAGGAGGCAUAACGAAAUCGACGUCUUAAUAGGAAUGGCUCAUUACUGGGAUGUAGUCGAGAUCAACUCAAACCGCCUACUCCCCUCCGGUCUAGUCCACUCAAACACUAAACUCGACCCAGUCCUAUCGAGGCUUUAA
Molecule: messenger RNA, 657 nt
Organism: Cooperia oncophora
Lineage: Eukaryota; Metazoa; Nematoda; Chromadorea; Rhabditida; Trichostrongylidae
Source: the annotation of a GenBank genome assembly